This is a messenger RNA of Cynoglossus semilaevis (tongue sole), 6505 nucleotides long. RefSeq names its product palmdelphin b (gene palmdb). Bases 170 to 3013 code for a protein of 947 amino acids. NCBI's taxonomy places the organism in Eukaryota, Metazoa, Chordata, Actinopteri, Pleuronectiformes, Cynoglossidae. The transcript has 8 exons. Gene Ontology annotation, cellular component: cytoplasm; membrane. Gene Ontology annotation, biological process: regulation of cell shape. The record is from RefSeq and is a predicted model, not a curated record.
AUAGAGAGAGAGAGAGAGAGACCUGGAUCUCCGUCUGCCUACACAAUCUCCCAUUACAGCUCUUCGCUCAGUAAUGUGACAACAGCUGUGAACUGAAGCUCCAUCUCACACUCUGUAUUCUUUGCUAACUGGCUCAGGAAUUGACAUUCACAGCUUGCUGCCGGGCAUCAUGGAGGAAGCUGAUCUAUUAAAGGAGCGGCUACAAAUCAUUACAGAAAAAAGAAGAAUCCAAGAGGACAUUGCCAAGAAAAGAAGAGAGAUAGAAGAGGAGAAACUGAAAUUGCAGUACAUCAAGAAGAAAGCUGUACGGGAGCAGUGGCUGAUGGAUGGCCUUACUCAGCAGUCCGAACAGGAACAGGAAGCCAUGAGGUUACAGGCUCAGGAUGAACAGCGACAGAGUGACAUGCUGCAGAGUAACAUUAUCAGAAAAGAGGAGGAGAUUCAGUUUCUGGAGGCUCAGGAGAUCAGCAUUUGUGUCACUGAAGAAAACAUUCUGAAGCUGUUAAAAGAGGUGGAGAGAACGCCAGAUGACAUAAUCAAGAAAUCUAUCCUGUCGGAUAAAGAAGAACCAGAUGGAAAAGAAGUAAACCAAGGUUGCAGCGAAACAAAAUAUCACCACAUUGUCAGUGUCACCAUGGAAACCCCUGAGCAAUCACCAGUGCCGGCGGACAGUGAGAUAAUGGUUUCUCUUGAGCAGGGAAAAAGCUUCAGUGCAGAUGAUGAACAAGUAUUUGUAGAGACAAGCUCGCCCAAAAACACAGAAGAAGAAAGGACAAUGCUUGACUCUUACGCAGAUGAUCUGCAAACAGGAGCAGAAGAGAUUGAUAACCCUGACUUUCGUGACACUAGUGUUUCUAUUGAGUUGCCUUGUCAGGAUCAGGAGAAGGUUUUUGCAUUAGAUUCCGCAGAUCAAGAGUACAGCAGAACUGGCUCAGUAACUUCUUCUGUUUCUAACACACAGUUCAGUGCAGAAAGUGUCUUUGAGAAUGAAGUUGAUUGUGAAACACAAGACACACACAAACAAGACCUAGAAGUGCAGAGCCCUAAAAUACAUCAUUAUCUCGAACAAAACCCAGAAUCUAUACCAGAACAAAACCCCAAUGUUGAAAAUAACCUUAAAAUAGAGGAUCACAGUCAGCCGGAGCCACAGGAGUACCCUGAGGUAGGAUUUUAUCUUCAGCAAGAGCAACAUUCUGAAGUUGAAUUGUAUCUUGAGCCAGAUGAAGUGCCCAACUUAGACCUAUACCCGAAGACACAGCAAGACAUGGAUGUAGAUUUUUCUGUUGAUCCAGCGCAACAAUCCUACCUCGAAAUGUAUUCUAAUGAUGAUCUUGGUCCUAAAGAUAAUGAAUAUGAAAUUGUACCAACUGCUGACACCGAAGAAACCCCAGACAAUCAGGAAAUACAGCAUGAGUUGUCUAUUUCACAAGGGUCACCUUUAAAACAUUGUACUCAAGAAGCAAAGUCAGAUGAAUAUUUCAGUGAAUCGUUUCCAGACCUUGACCUGGAGGAAAUGGAUGAAUUUGUGAGAGCUGAAAUCGCAGCUGCUUCUCCAGAUAGUGAGACUGAUGAAAAGUGGAGAACUAUAUUCUCCUCUUCUAUUAAUAAAGAAGAUGAUGAUUCAUAUUUGGAUAGUCUUGAGUUGAGUGCUCAGGAACUCUUCGUACCGAAAUUAGAGGAUACAGAGUUUGAAGAACCAGACAACAACGUAAAAGAAGUGUCUUUUGAGGUUCCACAAGUAGAAGUUCUUGAACAACCUGAUGAAAUUAUUUCCUUCACCGGCCUUGCACAAGAACUCAAAUACAACCUUUUAGGUUUCCAGGGUUUGUCCAAAAUCUCUGAAGAUGAAAGCGAAAAUGCUAAAGAUAUCAAUCAUCACCAUAUCACCCACCAGGAGCAUAGCAGUGUAGAUCAAAACAAAAAAAUGCCUAAAGACUUCUGUGUGAUACAGGAGACCAAGAGCGAGAAUGUUAGCACAGAGCAUGUUGACUUCCAGCUUGCUCAGAAACAGUGGCGGGAAAUGGAGAAGCAAACCAAGAACAGGAUCAUGUUGCCUACAAUCAAGCAGCCCAGCUUUCAUGGCAGCCACAGUUUUAUGUACAAACCAGUCCGCAAAAUUGAAAGAGAUUACAAGAAAGCACUUGAUAUGGAGAGUUUGAAUCUGGUUGGGGAUUAUAUUCACACUCAAACCAGCCCCUGCUCAGAGGAUUCUGGGGUAGAUGAUUCUAGUUACAGGUCUCCCUGUGAUGAGCCGGAAACCUCACUUAAAGGAGAGUUUUGUCAAUCACUUAAUAGGAAUGACAAUUUCAGGAGAGAGGAGUUGCUGUCUAGGAUGGGAAAAUCAACUGAUUGCAAUCCAUCACGAAGUAUGCCCAGAUCCAUGAGCACUCCUCUGACACCUCCAUUUAUUAUCACGUCUUCGCCUACUAAGGAAUCAUUACAUCAUGAAGUGUCAGCAAACAAUGUUGUUAUACUUGAUCCCAGCAGCAACAGACUUAGCAAAGACAGCACUGCAGCUCAGUCAGGAGAGUGGCACUCCGAAGGCCACAGUUCUAACCUCAUCAUCCUAGAGACAUCAAAUCUAAUUAUUCGCAGUGCCUCUGAUUUCUCCCUUAACAAAGCACAAGAACCACAGCAGGAGAAAAUGUUCCUAAAUAACCCCUUUUUCAAGCUGCGGUCAAGAAGCACAAUAUCACUUGUAGACGAAGAGAUAAAAAUGGUAAAUCAGAGGGAGGAAGAGUUGAAAAAAGAGAGAGCCAACCUGUACGGUCAAGACGUGUGGAAUGCUGAAAGAACUUUGUCCAAUCAAAUGGACACCUUGGCAUUUAAGACUCCAGCCAUUCCGCCUGAGAAGUGCAAGUCCUCUCCAUCAUCACCAAUGAAAGUGGCCCGCAGGAUGAAUCGCUCUGCUUUGUCAUGUGACCAGAGAUUUCCAGAAGAAUUUACAAGGGUGAGACGCAAGAGUGCCAUGGCUCUGCGGUGGGAGGCGGGCGAGUUUGCCAAAAAUGACUGAGAAGAAACAAGUGUACGGGUUCGCCAUAAAAAUGUCAGUAUUGUUCUUCAAGAUACACAAAACAGUGCAAUUAUUUGUUCUGUGUUGUUAAAACAAUUGAAACUGUUUCUGUGGUAAUUAUAAAUAAACAUAUGUCUGUGGCCUAUUUUGUGAAGGCUAACUAUAUGAUUAGUUUGAUUGGUCGAGAGAUUGUAUAGCUUUUAGAUACACAUUCAGUUCAGAUAUUGUACGUCUUCAUCAAAUCUAUAUUACAGCAAUGUAAAUUACUGGAAGGCUGCUGGUUUUAGUUGUGACCAUAUUGUAGUAUUUUCUAUCGUGUUGGUCAAUUAGGACCAGGUUUUAAAGUACAGUAUAUAGUUUGCCAACAGAACUUAACACCUGUACCAAAAGCGAUAAACAAGAGGAACUAGUGAUGUAAAUGAGGAUUACAACCUGUUGUUUGUCAACAGAAGGUUAACAAAUUAUGGAUCAUUCAGCAGUACUCUACAAGUGCAUGUGGAUCAUGAUUUGGGGCUAAUUUCUUAUGCCUUAGAGCCACAAACUAAACAGUUGUGGCCCCUCCUCUACCUGAUGACUGAUGGUUUAGCUCCAAGUUCCCCUUGGACUUUGAUUAUGAUUAAGCAGUAGAGAAUAGACUAGAUGGCUGAAUGGGUGGAUGAAUGGAUAGAUGGAUGAAUGACCACUAAAGUGACCAUGCAGUAAAUUUUAUUGUUAAUGUAUUGCAGUAUUGUAUUGUUUGCUCAUUGUUGUACUUGUGAUAUAGGAUGUAAAAGUGUUCUGUGUCUAAGGACAUAACAGGAUUUGAAAAAAAGAAAAGCUAAUGUUAGCUAUGUUUGCCCCAACCUAUAUCAUAUGGUAAAUGCUCUGGAAUUAAAAAAAAAAAAUUCUGAUUUUGGGGCCCCCCUCCUCUAAGUUACAAUUUAAUACCUUCCACUACUGUAAAAUAACCAUAUAUAAAUCAGUGCUGAGAAAUAAUCAAUACAACGGUUCAAAUAAUAAAAUUGACUCUUUUUAUUUAAUUUUUCAGUUGCUGUAGGAGCUUUACUCCUUUAACAUUUUAAUGCCAAAUAAUAUAUUCAUCACAUAGUGAAGAUAUGAACCUACUUUGACUUUUCAGCAAACUUAUUAUAUAUCCAAAACGAAGAACAACACUUGACAGAAAUUUGAGUGUUGAUUAUUUGAGCUUUAGAGCGACUCAGGACCACAUUGCACUGUAUGACAAAUGCAUGUGUCAAAACCCUUGAACCUUAAGCUAAAAAUAAGAGUUUUUGUCAAAAGUGUUGCCAAACUGUACAACACCAGUGUAAUACAUACAGUAUUUGUUUUCUAAAUUAUAUUUUGGGUGGCUGGUAACAAAAACAAAAAUUACGAUAUUGUGUUGAUGAGGAUGAUGACGAUGGUUAUUGUAGAACAGGGGUCAGGAAACUUUCUAGUUAGGGUAUAAUAAGUCUCUUAAAUUUUGUUUUUUUUUAAAUAACGUUGUUGUACUGAAGCAUCUAAUAUAUAAAAUACUUCUUACCAAUAUUGCAACUUCUGGUGCUGCAUGGUUUUGAUGCGACUGGCUCCAGCGCGAAAAAGAAAACCCCAUUAAAUGCAACACCCCUGUGGAUUAGAGUCGUGCAGCACUUUUUAUGCCAGAAAUAAAACGAUGACAUAGCUGAAAAUCAAGCUGAUGAUUUUACCGCAAUUAUUUAACACACAACGCAAAGAGAGUACGCUGCUGCCACAAAUGCAUGAGAAUGUUUUUUAGAAGUUAUUUUAACAACAGUGGUUCUCAAUUCUUUUCUGUCACACCCCCCUUGGGGACAGACAUGUUUCCAUUUCCCCUCCAACCCACACCCCCACAAAUUGAAAUACUAUUAAGAACCUGGUAACAUGUAUAUUUUUAUCUGUACAAACAACUGUAUGAGUUGCUGCCACCUAGUGACUGAAGGCUUGUUAUCAUUCAAGCAUUACAGCAGGUGUACACUUAUGCCCAGUGCGCCAUAUUCCAUUGGAAGCCCCUCACGCCCGGGGGGGCCCACCCACUUUUUGAGAAGUACUGUUUAAACACUAUGAUUUUUGUAAUGUUUUACUUCAAUAUCAGCAAAAUUAUUUAUUGCUUAUUGUGCUAAGGAAUAGCUAAGAUUUAUCUGAGAGCCAGAUGCAGUCAUCAAAAGAGCCACAUCUGGCUCGCAAGCCAUAGUUUCCCGACCCCUGUUAUAGAAUAAUAAAAUUGAUACCAACUACAGAAACAACAAUUAUUCUUUGCUAUGCUGCAUUUGUCCACAUCGACUCUCUGUAAUGCUAAGAAAAAUUUACAUUUAAAUGAAAAGAAGGAAAACAGCUGUUACUGUUUGACUGCCAGAGUAAUUUAGUCCCAUCCUGUGUUUAAGUGUCACAAGCCACACUUGUCAUUGUGAUUUGAUAUUAGUAGUGUAGGUAUAAUACUAGAAAAAAACUGUGGCAAAUGUGUUACUGUAAGUAUUCGAAAUAAGGUCCCAAACAAGUGUUUGCCCCCCCCCCCCCCCCCUCCCCCCCCCCCCCCCCCCCGGAUACAAAUUAAUUUCCCCUCGACCCACAACCCCUGUGGAUUGAAAUACUAUUGAGAACCUAAUAACUUGUAUAUUUUUAUCUGUACAAACCACUGUAUGAGUUGCCACCUAGUGACUGGAGGCUUGUUAUCAUUCAAGCAUUACAGCAGGUGUACACGUAUGUCCAGCAUGCCAUAUUCCACUGGAAGCCCCUCACAGCCCCCUCUCCGGCACCUGCGCCCCCUCUAGGGGGCUCCACCCCACUAUUAAAAAAGUUUAGAAUAUAUAAUAAAGAGGCAUUUACUGACCUGCGUUUAAUACACAGUGGAAACAUCUCCUUUCUCACUAAACAUAAUACCAUGUUCACCCUAAAGCAGGGAUGUCAAUCUCAUUUUCACUGGGGGGGCAGGGGAGAGGCACACUAGCAAUACAGUUCCCCUUGAAGGGCCGGAUGUAAAUGUAAGACUGUACAGAUGUAACUGCUCCAUGUAUUAAUAAAUGUUUCUGCAAUUGAUUAUUAUUUAUUCAAGAUACAAAUAUUGUUCAUUGCUGUGUAAAAAACAACCAAACAAAAAAAAAACGGGGUAAGAACUCUCCUGCAUGGACUUUAUUAAAUGUUUUUUAAGCUCCUGUGGGUCAUACAAAAUGAUUUGUUGGGUACAAACAAAAUAAAAACAUGUAUUCAAUAUAUCAAACUACUUUGAACAUUGGGUUAUGUUGACAACGUGCACUCCUGCCCUGAUAACUAACUAACCCUGUAACAGCAUUCUUAUCCAAAAAAAACUUUUUUAUGUUUUAUUCUAUAAUGAAAGUUAAUGGUUUUUCAUGAUCUAUUACUGACGAUGAUUAUGUAAAUAGCUCCCACCAGGAAGGUUUAAUCUCAAUUGCAUUUUGAUGACAAAACCCUGCUUAUUGUCUAUCAUAUUGUGGUGUUUGUAAUUAUUUAUUGGUGCAAAAAUAAAAUUGCUUUCAAACAGUU